UUGUUCUCGCACCUCCCCUAGAUCCGCAUUCCUCGGCAACAUUUAUUCGAGCAUUAACCUUAGCCUAUUGCAUCACCAGAGCGGUUCUAUAUAAUGUCCCGUACAGUUUCUUUUACGAGAUACCCUCCAACACCUUGAUUCGUCCCAUCGUAGAUUCUUGAGCGACCUUCAAGUCAUUCAAUCAUUACCCACUGAGCCCUUACUCCGACAAUAUCUAUACACAAGGCCAAAUCGUACAGCAUGAAUGAAUGGACGGUCAAGACGUACGAGGGAAAACAGAAUCUCUUUUCUCUUCCCACAGCUUUCGGGACGACACUGGUCGCCUGGAAAACGGCCUGACACCCAGGUAACUUCCCAAGACAGCUCAUUAAUCAUAGUACCAUCAUGUCUGGGGUGAACUUGGCCUGGAUGACGUUCACUGAUAGCGUGCAGCUAGAAGAGACUGUGAUGGCCAUGGCUGCUCUACCUGUGGAACACCAGGCAGUGCUCUGGGCGCUCGCUGAUCGUAUGACGCAUCGUUUCGGUCUGUGCCCGACUUGUAGAGGCGCCGACGUAAUCGCCAAACAGGCCAAACGCAUCGGUCAGGGGUGGCGAGAGUCAUGGGUAUCCCGUCCGGUAUGGGCUGCCAAAGGGCUAAAGGCUCCAUCAAUGUUUUUGACAGCCGCCCUACGUUGGCAUCCUCAUCAUGCCAUAGCGGGCAUAUGCCAUCCGAACAUUCCCCGGGUCAAAGUCCUGUGCUUACGACGCCCGCAGGUCUUCCAGACAGCAGCACUGUGGGCCAAGCCACAACAACGUCGGCGGGGAGAGAAGAUGAAACAGUGGUGGCUUUACCACCGGGCAUGUGGUCCGUUUGUCGCGAGAUGCUACCGCAACACGACUGGUCUCCUGGCGGAGUGGAAUCAUGUCUGGGCUAGACCCAGUGGAUCUGGGUCCCAGAUCAAAAGGCCAGGCUUCGGUCGUCGCCGUUGA
This is a messenger RNA of Aspergillus neoniger CBS 115656, 969 nucleotides long. RefSeq lists its product as uncharacterized. Lineage: Eukaryota; Fungi; Ascomycota; Eurotiomycetes; Eurotiales; Aspergillaceae. The record is from RefSeq and is a predicted model, not a curated record. The coding region runs from base 385 to 969 and encodes 194 amino acids. The transcript is spliced from 2 exons.